GAUAUAAUAGUUUAUGGUUGAAUAAAGAAGAUAUAUAGACCUUCUUCUUUCUCAUUGAAAUUGGCGUUUUAGGGUUUAUCAUAUAUUGGCGGCACGUUUGGAUUGACGUCGUUUUACGGCAAACGCGCGUUAUACAGAAGCCGCUGUCUCUAACUUCUGCGUCCUUUUACCAAUUUUUUCUUGAAGUGCUUCUUCAGAUUCGAAAAUGGAGGAGGGAAGUUCGGAUGGCGAUUGCGACCGCGAUCGAAUCCGCAACAUCUGCAUCCUCGCGCACGUCGACCAUGGCAAGACUACCCUCGCCGACCACCUAAUUGCGGCGGCGGGCGGCGGUGUCGUUCACCCGAAGCUCGCCGGGCGCGUCCGCUUCAUGGACUACCUCGACGAGGAGCAACGACGCGCCAUCACCAUGAAGAGCUCCUCCAUCCUCCUCCGCUACCGCGGCCACGCCGUGAACCUCAUUGACUCCCCUGGUCACAUCGACUUCUGCAGCGAGGUCUCCACGGCGGCGCGCCUCAGCGACGGGGCGCUCCUCCUGGUCGACGCCGUGGAGGGCGUCCACAUCCAGACGCACGCCGUCCUCCGCCAGUGCUGGAUCGAGCGCCUUAUCCCCUGCCUCGUUCUCAACAAACUCGAUCGCUUGAUCACCGAACUCAAACUCACUCCCUCCGAAGCCUACACGCGCCUAUUGCGAAUCGUGCACGAGGUCAACGGAAUAGUCAGCGCUUACAAGUCAGAAAAAUACCUCUCCGACGUCGAUUCUCUCCUCGCCGGCACCGGAACCGUCGGCAGCACUGGUGAGACUCUGGAGGAUUACGACGAUAACGAGGACGUUUUUCAGCCGCAGAAGGGGAAUGUUAUAUUUGCUUGCGCCUUAGACGGGUGGGGAUUUGGGAUUCGUGAGUUUGCGGAGAUAUAUGCGUCCAAGCUUGGUGCAAGUGUGAAUGCGUUAUUGAGAGCCUUGUGGGGACCUAGGUAUUUUAACCCUAAGACGAAGAUGAUUGUGGGGAAGAAAGGUGCUGGUGCUAAUAAGAAACCUAUGUUUGUUCAGUUUGUGUUGGAACCCUUGUGGCAGGUUUAUCAGGGGGCCUUGGAAGGGGACAAGGGGCUGGUGGAGAAAGUUAUUAGGUCGUUUAGUUUGUCGGUGCCACCGCGCGAGCUGCAGAAUAAGGAUGUGAAGGUCGUGCUGCAGGCGGUUAUGAGCCGGUGGCUUCCGCUGUCAGACGCUGUUUUGUCGAUGGUGGUUAGAUGUCUGCCGGACCCGGUUGCGGCACAGGCGUUUCGGAUAUCGAGGUUGAUUCCGAAAAGGGAGGUUGUUGGGGAUGUGGUGGAGGAGCGGGUGGUGGAGGAGGCGGAGAUGGCGAGGAAGGCGGUGGAGGGGUGUGAAAGUGGGGAUGAGGUUCCUUGUGUGGCUUUCGUGUCGAAGAUGUUUGCUUUGCCGGUUAAGAUGGUGCCCGGACAGAGGGGGGAGGUUGGCAAUGGUUAUGGUGAUGAAGGGGAGGGUGAUUCCGAUGAGUGCUUUCUUGCUUUUGCUAGGAUUUUUAGUGGGGUUUUGUAUGCGGGGCAGAGAGUUUUUGUGCUUUCUGCGUUGUAUGAUCCGUUGAAAGGAGAAUCGAUGCAGAAGCAUAUACAGGAGGCUGAGUUGAAAUCGUUGUAUUUGAUGAUGGGGCAAGGGUUGAAAGUUGUGACAUCUGCCAAGGCAGGGAAUAUUGUUGCCAUUGGAGGUCUUGGGCAGCAUAUAUUGAAGAGUGCUACACUUUCUUCUACUAGGAAUUGUUGGCCUUUUUCGAGUAUGGCAUUCCAAGUUGCCCCGACUUUGAGGGUUGCGAUUGAGCCGUCCGACCCUGCUGAUGUGGGUGCGUUGCUCAAGGGCUUGAGGCUUCUCAAUCGAGCAGAUCCGUUUGUUGAGGUCACAGUGUCUUCUAGGGGAGAGCAUGUUCUUGCUGCUGCUGGAGAAGUUCAUCUUGAGAGAUGCAUAAAGGAUUUGAAGGAUAGGUUUGCGAAGGUAAGCUUGGAGGUUUCUCCACCUCUAGUGUCCUACAAAGAAACCAUCGAGGGAGAGGUAUUGAACGUGAUGGAAAAUUUGAAAGUUCUUAGCAGGAGAUCAGAUUAUGUUGAAAAAACAACACCCAAUGGAAGAUGUGUUGUUCGGGUGCAGGUGAUGAAACUUCUACCUUCUCUGACAAAGGUGCUCGAUGAAAGCUCCGAUUUACUUGCAGAUAUCAUUGGAGUUAACUCGGGGCAUACCUUAAAAAGUUUGGAAACCCAGAGACCAAGUAUUCUUGAAAAUGAAAAUCCAGUUGAAGUGCUAAAAAAACGCAUAUUGGAUGCAGUGGAGGGUGAUAUUUUGAGCAGGAAUGAAGACGACAAGGACCAUGCUGAGAAAUGUAAACUGAAGUGGCUAAAGGUUUUGAGGAGGAUAUGGGCACUUGGACCAAGGCAGAUUGGUCCUAACCUACUCUUCACUCCUGAUAUCAAAGCAGAGAGUACCGACAGUUCUGUCUUAAUACGGGGUUGUUCUCAUGUGUCAGAGAGGUUGGGUUUUGUGGCCGAUUCUACUACCAGUGACUCAGUUGCUGAGAGGUCUUCAACUGCAAACCAAGCUGUGUAUAUUGACGCUGAAAACCUUGAGAGUAGUGUAAUAUCUGGGUUCCAACUGGCCACUUCAGCCGGACCCUUGUGUGAUGAACCUAUGUGGGGUUUGGCAUUUGUUGUUGAGGCUCGCAUAUCUCCAUUUUCAGGGCAUAGUGAUGAAUCUGAAAUGCCCCAGCAAUCUGAGCAGUAUGGCAUCUUUGCAGGGCAGGUAAUAGCAACUGUCAAAGAUGCAUGUAGAGCAGCUGUGCUUCAGAAUAAGCCACGGCUUGUAGAAGCAAUGUACUUCUGUGAAUUGAAUACACCUACUGAAUAUUUGGGUCCCAUGUAUGCUGUACUUUCCCGGAGAAGGGCCCGAAUUUUGAAGGAAGAGAUGCAAGAAGGUUCCCCUUUCUUCACUGUCCAUGCAUAUGUUCCUGUUUCUGAGAGCUUUGGUUUUGCGGAUGAGCUUAGAAGGUGGACUUCUGGUGCUGCAAGUGCACUUCUUGUCCUUAGCCACUGGGAAGCACUUUCUGAGGAUCCUUUCUUUGUACCUAAAACAGAAGAGGAAAUUGAAGAGUUUGGAGAUGGUUCUAGUGUUCUUCCAAACACCGCAAGAAAGUUAAUUGAUGCCGUCAGGCGUCGCAAGGGCCUUCCUGUGGAGGAAAAGGUUGUGCAGCAUGGAACCAAGCAGAGGACACUGGCUCGUAAAGUCUGAGACUUCUCGUUACAGUUGUCUCCUUAGCUGUUACGAGAACAUGUAGUUGUGGAAUAUGUGUAACUCAUACUUCAUGUACUGUACCGUUAGGAACAAUUUUGCAUUGUGAGUUUAUUUAUUUGUAGCUUCACCAAAGUUUUGUUACAUAGAAUACAAUCAAAUUUAUGAUGACUUUAUAUUUUGAGUAAAAUAUAAUGUUCCAUUUCAAUGUAUGUAUGGUUUGGCUUUUCUUAUGUUCUGGAAAAUGGAAUUUGACUUUAGAUCGGUA
Vigna unguiculata (cowpea) is the source of this 3554-nucleotide messenger RNA. RefSeq names its product Ribosomal protein S5/Elongation factor G/III/V family protein. Gene Ontology annotation, cellular component: cytosol; ribonucleoprotein complex. Gene Ontology annotation, molecular function: GTP binding; GTPase activity; ribosome binding. NCBI's taxonomy places the organism in Eukaryota, Viridiplantae, Streptophyta, Magnoliopsida, Fabales, Fabaceae. Gene Ontology annotation, biological process: cytosolic ribosome assembly. The record is from RefSeq and is a predicted model, not a curated record.